This is a messenger RNA of Hyphopichia burtonii NRRL Y-1933, 1413 nucleotides long. RefSeq names its product glycerophosphocholine acyltransferase. The coding region runs from base 1 to 1413 and encodes 470 amino acids. Gene Ontology annotation, biological process: phosphatidylcholine biosynthetic process. The transcript has a single exon. NCBI's taxonomy places the organism in Eukaryota, Fungi, Ascomycota, Pichiomycetes, Serinales, Debaryomycetaceae. The record is from RefSeq and is a predicted model, not a curated record.
AUGAGUAACUUGGAACAGAAGAAUCAACCGGGAUCACAGAGUGAUUUGGAACAAGAGCCGCUUCUGGAGUCCAAUUUGGUGAGAAAGAAUGAAUUGGACCAGGAUACUGCAAUUGAAGAAGAUGACGAUAGCUCAUCCAUUUCAAGCAGUACCUAUACAUUGAAUAGAAGUGACUCGUUCAGUUCAUCUUUCAUUGAUUUAUCAAAGUUGUUAAUACUUCCAGAUUUUGAUUUUGGGCUGCAAGUGGGAGACUCUACCAGGAAAAGAUUUAAUGAAAUGAAAUCCAAAACCAAACAACGAUUGAAACAAUUCAAAGAUGAUAGUAUGAAAUUCAAACCAAUUAAUAGUAGUUCUAAUAUAAAGAGGAAUUUAGAAUUACAAGAUAAACUUUUAAGUAAAUUAAGCCAUUUUGAUAAACGAGUAUCGAGGAAUUUGCAAUCUUCCAAUACAGAAAAAUUUUUCUAUGCAAUGGCAGUUUUUUCGAUAUCAAUGGCAGGUUUUAUUAUUGGUAAGUAUCCUACUUAUUUCCAUGUUUUCCACCUAUGCUUAUUUGUUAUGCUUAUGCCAAUUAGAUUUUAUACCUAUUUUAAAAUUGGGUUUAAGUUUUAUUUAGCCGAUCUUUGCUACUAUGUUAACAUAUUGUUAAUGCUUUUCAUCUGGUGGUUCCCCAAUAGUGAAUCCUUGUUCAUAUCCGUAUUUUCAUUGGCUAUGGGUACAUUAUCGUUUGCAGUUAUCACUUGGAGAAACUCUUUAGUAUUGCAUCUGAUUGAAAAGACAACUAGUUCUUUUAUCCAUAUAAUGCCUCCAAUUACUUUAUUUGUAAUUGUUCACGAAUUACCCCAAGACUACUUGGCGGAAAGAUUCCCUGCAGUAGCCACCUUGGAUCACUGGAACUUCAUUGGAGGAAUCAUUUGGACUUCAAUCUACUAUACCAUUUGGCAAGUCACUUAUCAUUACUUCAUCACCAUCAAACGUAAAGAGGAAAUCGAAAAGGGUACCGUGACCAGUUUCACUUAUUUGAAGAAGAAAAACUCAAAAUCAGCCUUGGGCAAAUUCGUCAACUCUUUACCUUAUACUUGGAUGCAAAUCACUGCCUUUACCUUAAUUCAAUUUGGUUAUCAAAUCUUAACCAUGGUCUUCUGUCCAAUUUGGUUUAAAUAUAAACAUGCAUGUGGGUUCUUCGUCACUUUCAUCUUUGUUUGGGCUUCUUAUAACGGGGCUACCUACUAUAUUGAUGUCUUUGGUAAAAGAUUUGAAAAAGAAGUUAAUAAUUUGAAAAAUGAAAUUGUGCUCUUGAAACAGGAAAACGAAAAGCUCUUCAAUAACAGCCCCUUCAAUAAACCAAAUAUGGAAAAUGACGAUAUCCCAAUUAAACCAUUAGAACUCUCUGAUGUCAACGAAGAGAAACCUUGA